This is a messenger RNA of Necator americanus (New World hookworm), 582 nucleotides long. RefSeq lists its product as uncharacterized. The record is from RefSeq and is a predicted model, not a curated record. The transcript has 6 exons. Bases 1 to 582 code for a protein of 193 amino acids. Lineage: Eukaryota; Metazoa; Nematoda; Chromadorea; Rhabditida; Ancylostomatidae.
AUGUUAACUUUAGCGGGGGGGGGACCUGACCUGACCAAAAGCUAUCAGUGCUACCGUUUUCUGGACCGAAACAUUGUUGCAUGGGAAACUAGAGAGCAUGACUUCUUCUCGUUGAACGUCGAAACCGCCGCAUGCGAGGACGCUGAUGAUCCUAGAAAUUCCAUCGGAACUGUCAAAGAAGUGAGUAUGGGACGUAGAGGCGGUUACGACCGCGUGCAACCUGGACGUCACACACCUGGUAGCAGCAGAAAGUACAGUGAUUCAAGACGAAGACGUGAUGAUGGCGGCGAAUUGUCUGGAAUCUCAGGAAUGGGAAGCGUGUCUGGAGGUUGUGACACAAUGAUGAUUGACAGCAAGGCACCGAGUAAAGUAUCGAAAGGUGGUGUAGAGGCAGCUGUGUCGAAUAGAUCUAAAGUGAAUGCGCUGAUCACGGUCCUGGCUGUGAUAUUCACCCAGUUUCUGUUCUGCGUCGCAGCGGCAGUCGUCAUCCUUUUGCAUCACAAUCGUAUAGUCGACUGGUUCCCAGCUCUUCUCGAAGUGACAGGAAAGGGUUACGCAAGAAGUUUACCGGACGACUUCUAG